Cuscuta campestris is the source of this 1677-nucleotide messenger RNA. The record is from the annotation of a GenBank genome assembly. NCBI's taxonomy places the organism in Eukaryota, Viridiplantae, Streptophyta, Magnoliopsida, Solanales, Convolvulaceae.
CUAAAAAUACACCAAAAUAUAAACACGGGGAUUUUGACGUGGAAACCCAAAUCGGGAGAAAACCACGGGCCUUUUUUGGCGGUACCUUGCCAACGGGGGAUUUUUAUUAAUAUCGGGGGUGUAUACACGUUGAUUCCCCCAAAACUCAGAAACCGCUUAGAUAGCUCCACCCGUAGAAUGGAGGCGGCUGCGGCACUUCGAUCUUCGGUUGGCAUCUACCGCGGACCAGUCAAUUCAGGCUUCUUCUCAACCCGUACUGCGCCAGAUUUAGUUGGAUUUGGAUUCAAAUCUUCCGUUUCUGCUCCUUGGAUCAAGUUGCACCCUUCUGCUUCUCACGUGAGGUAUGGCAACCAGAAUGUGGCUUUUAGGAGUGCAAUUAGAGCAUCAUUGCCACCUUCCAGUUCUGGAGAUCCAGCUGAUCCGAUUGCUCCACUUCAAUUUGAAUCUCCAGUUGGACAAUUUCUUUCUCAGGUUAUGAUAAAUCAUCCACAUCUUGUCCCUGCUGCAGUUGAUCAGCAACUUAAACAGCUUCAGGCUGCUCACAAUGUAGAUAUCCAGAAGGAUGAACUAUCUGUAUCUGGCGCUGAGCUUGUUUUGUACAGGAGAAUUGCAGAGGUUAAGGCUAAUGAGAGGAAAAAGGCACUGGAAGAGAUACUGUAUGCAUUAGUGGUCCAGAAAUUCAUGGAUGCCGAUGUACCUUUGAUUCCAGCCCUAACUUUGUCAUCUUCCGACUCCUCUGGUCGGGUGGAUACGUGGCCUAACAAAGAUGAGCAAUUUCCCCACAUCCAUUCCCCUGAAGCGUAUGGCAUGAUUCAAAACCACCUAGCUCUCAUCCUUGGGAACAGAUUGGGCGACAAUACCUCUGAAACUCAAAUAAGCAAGUUUAGAGUCGGUCAGGUUUACGCCGCAUCUGUUAUGUAUGGGUACUUCCUUAAGCGGGUUGACCAGAGAUUCCAGCUGGAAAAGACCAUGAAAAUCCUUCCCAAGGGAACGGUCGACGGAAAUAUGCAGGUUCCCAAGGAAAAGUUCAGAUCUGUGGAUGACCAUAAUGACGCUUCAUUGAGCUCACCAGAAUCUGGUCCUGAAGUCGAACUGUUUUCUUUUUCCAGGGGGGUUAAGCAAUCAAAAUUGAGAUCAUAUGUGAUGUCACUUGAUGGGGAGACCCUUCAGAGGUACGCAACCAUCAGAUCGAAAGAAGCCAUACGAAUAAUCGAGAAACACACUGAAGCACUGUUUGGUAGACCCGAGAUUGCUAUCACGCCUCAAGGAACCAUAGAUCCUUCCGAAGAGAAUGUUAUUAGGAUUAGUUUCGGUGGUCUGAAGAGGCUUCUUCUGGAGGCUGCGGCUUUUGGGUCAUUCCUUUGGGACGUUGAGAGUUAUGUGGAUUCGAUGUGCCAUUUUGUCACCUCCUGAUCAAUCGAUCGAUCAAAUUUCAUGUCAACACACUGCGGCAGGAGAUGAUUGGUAUUAAAUUUGCAUAUGCUAUUUUCUUCAGGUGAGUGCAACUUUCUUUUGGGAGAAUGCUUUUGGAUCUUUUGUUGAUCUAUUUGUAUAUAUGUAUCGAUAUUCUUGCCGCCUUUUGAUCUUCACUUUGCAUACUUUUGGAUCAUCACUUUGUAUAAGGUAGACAUUUGCAGCAAAUUGUACGAUGUAUGUGCUGUUUUGUGAGGUUUUAAU